This is a messenger RNA of Spea bombifrons (plains spadefoot toad), 863 nucleotides long. RefSeq names its product casein kinase 2 beta (gene CSNK2B). NCBI's taxonomy places the organism in Eukaryota, Metazoa, Chordata, Amphibia, Anura, Pelobatidae. The transcript has 6 exons. The record is from RefSeq and is a predicted model, not a curated record. Bases 44 to 691 code for a protein of 215 amino acids. Gene Ontology annotation, cellular component: protein kinase CK2 complex; cytoplasm. Gene Ontology annotation, molecular function: protein kinase regulator activity.
CUUGCCCCGCUCAGCUCUUUCCCCUCUCCCCGCAGCCUGGAAGAUGAGCAGCUCAGAGGAAGUGUCCUGGAUCAGCUGGUUCUGCGGCCUGAGAGGAAACGAGUUCUUCUGCGAGGUAGAUGAAGAUUACAUCCAGGAUAAGUUUAACCUGACGGGUCUGAAUGAGCAGGUCCCGCACUACAGACAGGCGCUGGACAUGAUCCUAGACUUAGAGCCAGAUGAAGAGCUAGAAGAUAACCCCAAUCAGAGCGACCUCAUCGAGCAGGCGGCGGAGAUGCUGUACGGUCUGAUUCACGCUCGCUAUAUACUAACGAACCGCGGCAUCGCACAGAUGCUGGAAAAAUAUCAGCAAGGAGAUUUCGGCUACUGCCCCCGCGUGUAUUGUGAGAACCAGCCCAUGCUGCCCAUCGGUCUCUCGGAUAUCCCCGGGGAAGCCAUGGUUAAGCUGUACUGUCCCAAGUGUAUGGAUGUUUAUACUCCCAAGUCCUCGCGUCAUCACCACACAGAUGGAGCGUAUUUCGGCACUGGAUUCCCUCACAUGCUGUUCAUGGUGCACCCGGAGUAUCGGCCCAAGAGACCAGCCAAUCAGUUUGUCCCAAGGUUAUACGGCUUCAAGAUCCACCCUAUGGCAUACCAGCUCCAACUUCAGGCAGCCAGUAACUUCAAAAGUCCCGUGAAGACCAUGCGCUAAUUCUUUCCCAUUGUACGGUUUGAAGAGAUAUCCCCUGAUCCCAACACCUUGUCAAUCAAGGAGAGUUGUCAAUUUCAGUGUAUGAUUUCCUGGCCCUGUUUUGAUUUUUGUCCUGUUUAAGAGUGUGUUCUUACAACCUUCCACUGUGGAUAAAUAAAGUUAUAUAGAACAA